This is a messenger RNA of Asparagus officinalis (garden asparagus), 516 nucleotides long. RefSeq lists its product as uncharacterized. Bases 42 to 446 code for a protein of 134 amino acids. The record is from RefSeq and is a predicted model, not a curated record. Lineage: Eukaryota; Viridiplantae; Streptophyta; Magnoliopsida; Asparagales; Asparagaceae. The transcript is spliced from 2 exons.
CUCGCCUUCAUCUCCCUCGUCCUAAUCCAAUUCUCACCGCCAUGAAUUCUAUCACCGUCACUAAAAUUAAAAGCCACCUUUUCCUCCUCUUCCUCCUCCUCUCUCCUCUAACUCUAUCCUCAGUAGUUAGAGGAGACGACGUAAAGAAAGAGGAUAACAAGCAGCAAGACCCGAGCCCAGUCGAGAGGGCCGUCGGCAUCACCGGACUCAACAGCCGCUGGGAUGCGAUCCGGACUUGGGCAAAACUUGCUUGGAUGAACCUCCGGCCUCCGGAUUUGAAGUUUGGUCAGGGAUCGGAUACGAAUGUGAUGAAAGAGGCGGCGACCAGGAGCUUCGAGACGAGCAAGCAGACUGUGGAGCAGCCAAGGUGGCAGGGGAGGCCGUGGAGAAGGCUACAGAGAAGCUCAAGAGGAGUUUGUCGAGCGAAAGAGAGCCUAUUAAUGUAGAGCUUUAAAAUAUAUGUAUUUGCAAAUGAUCAGUCAGUUACCCUUCGGAUUCUAAUGUUAUAACUGUGAU